CUCAGCUCUGGACGUUUUCUCUCUCGCACGGAUUGCAAACAAAUCUCACGCACCCUGCGUCCCACCAGCCUUCCCUCUGCGCGCUUUCGGUGCAGUCCGCGCCCGAGCAGCGCGGGGGAAACGCGACGGCAGCGCAUAAAUGACCCAGGAGGACAUCGUGCAGCAGUAAACAGGCUGCUUUGAGCCAAGGUGUUUAAGCUCAGUGUGGAGAAACAAGGGAGGGAAGAUAGGAGCGAGACACUGAUCCUCAGAGAGUGAGCUAGCUCGCCUCCAUGUCUUCACCUGUCAAUAAAAGAUCUACAUCUGGGACCCGCAGUUUUGACUAUUGCAGGUUUAUAGAGCUAGACUACACACCCAUGGAGGCAGGCAUUAUGGUCUCUAUGAGGCAGAGCCGAGGAUUUGUGACACCCAAGUCUCCAGAGCGCCACUGUCGGCGGAGUCCAGCACCUGUCAGUAACCGCGAUCCCUAUGGCAAUGCUUCUCUCAGCAGCAGCAGCAACUCAGGAUCAUGCAAGGGGAGUGAUUGCAGCCCCACCCCCAGGCGCCAUAUGAAGUACACUUCCUGCACGGAUAACCAUGGUAUUAAACCACCUCCUCCUGAGCAGUACCUGACCCCUCUGCAGCAGAAAGAGGUGUGCAUCAGACAUCUGAGGGCAAGGCUCAAAGAGACAGUUGAACGACUCCAGGACAGAGACACUGAGAUAGAUGAGUUGCGGACUCAUUUGUCCCGGAUGCAGGAGGACUGGAUUGAGGAGGAAUGCCAUCGUGUUGAGGCCCAACUGGCUUUGAAGGAGGCACGCCGGGAGAUCCAACAGCUUAAGCAGGUGAUUGAUGUUGUACGCUCCAGCCUGGGUGAGGCAGACUCAGGAGUGCAGAAGUGCUUCCAAGACAUCAAUGUCCAGAAUCACAAGUUAGAUACCCUGCUGCAAAGCAUGGAGCUGGCACAAGCCGGAGUGGCAAAAGUUACAGAGGCCCCAAAUGGGGGUGGGGCGGUGGGGGCAGGGCCGUGGAUUGGUGAGGGGUCAGUGGGCUCUUGUGAAGGCUCACCGGCCCACUCAGUAACCCGCAGCUCUACCUACACUAAACUUAGUGAGGUUGCACCACCCGAACGCAAUGAAAGUGGCAGUGGCUCGGAUGUGGCUUGCUGCCUGUCAGCAGAGGGUACUCAAGACAGUGGUUUUGUGUGCUGUGGGGAGAUGGAAGGGGCUGGAGCCACACGGGCUGAGCUGCUGCUGGAGGCGGCUUGCCUAUCAGAGGAAACGGCAUCACUGCUAAACGCUUGUUCACGCUUGCCCCACUCAGCUACAUACGAGGCACUGUGCUGUGGAGAGCCACGGAUGUUGCCAAUGCGUUGCAGCUUGGGUAGAACUGCUGGAAGAGAGGCAGCCUUGAGCAUCAGCAACCCCUGCUUGUCGCAUCACCACCUCUACCUGCACCACCUGCGAGAACAGGCAAUUCAGACAGAAUAUGAUUCUGGACCAGCCUCUGCCCCAGUCCAUGGAGCUGCUUUUGGCUCAGACUUGGACACUAUUGCUGAGGUUCGCACUUUCCGCUCUCAGGCCUGCAGCCCCACCUCCACCUGGCUGUCAGAUGAGGGUGACGAUCUAGACUCUGUCACCUCUGAGUCUGUUGUCACGGCCACAGCUGGUGGGAAAGCUGUUUUUACAGGGACACAGGUCUCCACUGAGCCAGCCCUGGCACUAGGUGCCACCGAGGCAGUUGUCACGAUGGCUGUAGUUGAUGAUUCUCUGUCUCUGUUGCCCACAGCAAAAGCUAUGGCAGAAAAUGAUGCUGCACAAAAUCCUUCCGCACAAGAUACAUCCCCAAGGCCUGAUUAUACCUCCUGCCCUGUGCCAGAGAUGCCAUUGGUGGAGAACCCAACCCCACAAACCACACAGCCACAACGUGUAGCCUCAGAGACCAACAUCAGUGGGGUGACUGUUGUAGAGGUGAAUGAGGAUAUUGAAGAAAGCCAAGAAGAAGGUGCCACAAGUACAACAAGCUCUGGCUGUGGUGUGCCUGUAAAGAGUUACUGGAGCCGCCAUUUUUUAGUGGAUCUUUUGGCUGUGGCAGUGCCAGUGGUACCCACAGUGGCGUGGUUGUGUCGGGGCCCAAGGCGUGAAGGCCAGCCCAUGUACCACAUUGGGGCAUUGCUGCGCGGUUGCUGUACCGUAGCCCUGCAUUCCCUGCGACGAGGGGGGGGUCUGCGCCAUUACCCUGCAGGGGGAGGGGGGCCAGGAGGCAUAAAUAUAUGAGAUCAGACCUUGAGCACCAGAGAGAUUCUCAAGCUGCUCACAGUGCAGUUUUCAGAUCACACUGGCAGAUCAUUGGGUGUUAAAGAACAGUUGACGGCAGGUCAGGAGGCAAGAUUAGCACUGCACCUUUGGUCUUAAGUUAAAUCCUAACAAUCUUAACUCUAGUUCUGAUGUAGGAUGGAAGAAAGUGGGAAACGUGUUUUAUCGAUAACGUCAGUCCUUUCUGGUUUUAUAAAAUGGUACCCUUUAUUUUUUAAAACCUCAUCUGUGACCCAGUUUUCCACAAUUAGUUGGCAAGAGAGGAAGCUGCUUGUGGUCAUCUGACACCACAAUGUUGGUAUUUGUAGGGGCAUAAUCAGAGUGAUGAAAAUAAAAUGCUUAACUCAUUGUCUUCCUGUGUCCUGAUCCCAUGAUGUACUCUUUUGGUCAAAUUCAAUAAGACGUGGCUUUAAAAACUAUGUGUGUUAAUACGUGUGAGUUUGUGUUUGUGUUGUGUUAUUGUGCUCUGUAGCUGAAGCACCUGAACAACUGGGCAUGAUCAUUGCUGCAGCAGUUGUAGGUGCAUGGUUAGUUCUCCCAUUCUUGUACUGCUAAUCUAUUUAUAAGCUUCAUAUAGACAUAGACUGGUGUUUAAGGUGGCUUCUCCUGCUAGAAUGUAAUCCAUAGGCAAAAAAGUACAUGACACGUAUUAGCUUUAUUGUGGUAUUCUAAACCAAAAUGCGUCUGUGAAAGACAAAGUACAAUUUUAGGAUGUAUGGGCCUCGAAAUGGGCUAAAAUCAAAGCAUUGGAGGAUGCAUGAAGAACAAGCAAUCAUACAAUGUUUAUAGUAAUAAUAAUUCUACUUAUUUAUGAUCAAUUUAAAAUCGUGUGAGAUUUAUGUAGAGGUAUUCCUUUCUUUUUUUCACUUUGAGAAUGUGUCAAUAUUAGUAGUCCCUGUACUGUAGUUAUACUGUCUCAUUUUUCACUUUUUUGUGAAAAAGUGUCUCCAUGAAAAUGUCACUUUCGACUGAAUCGGAUCUAUAUGGUGACAUUUAUUGAUAUCACUUGCACUACAAUUCACUUUAUCACAAAUUUACUUGAAGUUUAGUGUGUAUGCAAUAUUUAAAGGCAGAUAUUCACAGAGACCACAGAUUCAGCUGACCCAAUCAUGUACACAUAUGUAGGUAGUGUACAAAUUGCAGCCAUGUGUGCUAAUCAGAAAUAAAUCCUAAAGCACCGUCUAGCCAGUUAAUAUAUGAAGAAAUUGCUGUUUUAAUCUUGUGAAUGUCUACAUCUUUGAUCACAACCUUCAUUAGUUGCCUUUUGCUGUAAACGCCCCUCUGUGUGGAGUCACGGCUGUCAGCUGGCAUUUAUCUUUGGCAAUGUACAUUCACAUGUGCAUUGUGAAGCCAACAUAUAAUAUUGUAGCUGUUCAUGUUUUUUCCUCCUAAAACCACACGACAAUCUCUGUGUUGUGCAUUCUCUAUUUUAAGUAAAUAAGCUAGUCUCCUGCUGGCUGUUUAAGCACGUGUGUGUGAUUGUAAGACACUGAACAUGUGGCGUAUAUUUCAUUUGUUUUUAUGCAUUUCUGAUUUUAUAUUUUAUUUUAAGAUUGUUUUAGAUAAUGAUUGUGUGGCCUUUGUAUAUUAUUUGUACUGAAAUGGUCAAAGGACGUUCAAAGAAUGCCAUUGUGGUCCAAAUUCUUUUGGGCAGCAAUUCAUUACCUCUUAUUUCUAAGCUUAUCAAGAGCCAUUUAAAUGCUUCAAUGCUGUUGAUUGCAGGAUGAAAGCACGAGGUUUGCACUGAAGUGACUGAUAAGACCUUGAACGUUUUCUGUAAAGCCAUAUUCUACUAAAGGAUAGUGUGUGUAACCUGUAUUCUAAUCUGAGUAAUGUACAUGAUUUAAUGAAGUACACCUUGUGUGGUAGCAAGGGGACUUCAGUUUGUGUGAGGGGUUGUGUGCAUUUGGAAAUGAGUGCAUUCCAUUGCAAUCUUCCUGUUCAUUUGAGUCUUAUUCUAACAGAUUUAUGAAUCAAAUUAACCCGACAAACUAAUAUUCACUUUACAUGUAACAAUGAAUUGCCAACUAGAGUCCAGAUUUCAGCAAAACAUCACAUGAUCAUGAAUAAUCAUGGCUUUAUAUGGAAGACUAAAGCCCUGUUCACACUGCAAGUCUUAAUGCUCAAUUCGGAUAUUUUGCUCAGAUCUGAUUUUUUUUGUUUGGCUGUUCACAUUACCUUUUAAAAUGUGGCCUAUAUCAGAUACCAGUGUGAACUGUUUGCUGUUUCUUUCUAAAUGUUUGUGUAAUGGCAGCACAGAGACGCAGUGUUUUGAAAAUUUUCAGAUGUCGAGGGCAACUUUUGAUUAUUUGAUCCAUUUUGUAGGCGUAGUCACGUUUGUGUGCGUACUCGCCGGGACAUAAUUGUGACGAAUGUCGAUGUAGAUUGACGUAAAAGUCGCAUCAAAUCUGCCUCGGUUGUUCACA
Tachysurus vachellii is the source of this 4720-nucleotide messenger RNA. It is a transcript of the gene snphb, whose product is annotated as syntaphilin b. Gene Ontology annotation, cellular component: cytoplasmic microtubule; mitochondrion. The record is from RefSeq and is a predicted model, not a curated record. The transcript has 6 exons. Lineage: Eukaryota; Metazoa; Chordata; Actinopteri; Siluriformes; Bagridae. Gene Ontology annotation, biological process: neuron differentiation. Bases 273 to 2255 code for a protein of 660 amino acids.